Gymnodraco acuticeps is the source of this 2914-nucleotide messenger RNA. Its product is annotated as glutathione S-transferase LANCL1-like. Gene Ontology annotation, cellular component: plasma membrane. Gene Ontology annotation, biological process: carbohydrate metabolic process; peptide modification. Bases 179 to 1399 code for a protein of 406 amino acids. The transcript has 11 exons. Lineage: Eukaryota; Metazoa; Chordata; Actinopteri; Perciformes; Bathydraconidae. The record is from RefSeq and is a predicted model, not a curated record.
GUGAUGCAGUACCUCCUUAUCAGCAGCAGGUGGCAGCAGCCUGCUAGCUAAACGCCACAACCCCAUCAGGAAAAUAUAAAGACGAAGAAGACUUUACAUCAACAACAGUGCAGGACUAGCAGAGCAGAUACAUCUUACUGGCCGAUUUCAGCAGUGCAGCAGAGACAAAACUGUCAAAAUGGACACGAGAGCCUGGAGGAAUCCAUAUCACGACUAUGAUGGGAACCCAGCCUCAACACAGGCGUUGUUUGACUGCCAGGGAAAGCUCACAGCAGAGUUUGCCCAGAGGCUGAGCAGCAAGAUCAGUGAGCUGCUGGCUGUGAUGGAGAACGGGCUGAAGUCUGCAGACCCGAGAGAUUGCACCAUUUACACCGGCUGGGCAGGUAUCGCUCUGCUUUAUCUGCACCUCCACAACGUGUUCAGGGACACGUCCUUACUGCAGAGAGCUCUGGAAUAUGUGAGCCGCAGUCUGAAGUGUUUGACCCGGCGUCAUGAUGUCACCUUCCUGUGCGGGGAUGCAGGGCCGCUGGCUAUCGCUGCGGUGGUCUACCAUCGCCUGCAGCGGGUGCAGGAGACCGACGAGUGCAUCAACAGACUGCUGCAGUUCCACCAGAACGUGGUGAAAGGUGUGGGCGGUCUGCCCGACGAGCUGCUCUACGGGCGGAUGGGGUACCUGUACUCCCUCGUCUUCAUCAACCAGCAGAUGGGGCAGGACAGGAUCCCGCUGCAGUACAUCCAGCAGAUCAGUGAGUCGGUGCUGGUGUCUGGCGAGCACCUCAGCAGGAAGUUCCGGGUGCAGAACCACAGCCCUCUGAUGUUCGAGUGGUACCAGGAGCAGUACGUCGGCGCCGCCCACGGCCUAUCGGGCAUCUACUACUACCUCAUGCAGCCGGGAUUCGUCUGCGUGGAGGAGUACGUCCACAGGCUGGUGAAGCCCAGCGUGGACCACGUGUGUCGCCUCAAGUUCCCCACAGGGAACUACCCCCCCUGCAUCGGGGACGACCGGGAUCUGCUGGUGCACUGGUGCCACGGGGCCCCAGGGGUGGUGUACAUGCUGCUGCAGGCAUACAGGGCCUUCGGGGUGCCGCAGUACCUGGAGGACGCGCUGCAGUGCGGGGAGGUGGUGUGGCACUGCGGCCUGCUGAAGAAGGGCUACGGCCUGUGUCACGGAGCGGCGGGGAACGCCUACACCUUCCUCGCCCUCUACCGGCUAACACAGGACCCCAAGCACCUCUAUAGAGCCUGCAUGUUUGCUGACUGGUGCAUGAACUAUGGCAAACAUGGAUGCCGGACGCCUGACACUCCCUUCUCCCUUUUCGAAGGCAUGGCUGGCACCAUCUACUUCUUGGCCGACAUCCUGCAGCCAAUGAAAGCGAGGUUCCCCUCCUUCGAGGUGUAGACGUGUUCCCACAGCUGUCGCUCUGUAGUCACUUCCUGAAGCUCCCUGAUCUUAAUGUGGUGUACGCAGCAGCAAGGAACGGCCAGAAGGGGGCGGCAGCGAGCCUGCAAUGUGAGAUUAUGUGGAGAUUAACCUCUAUCUGGAAUAUAAAGUACAUUCACCUCAGCCAGCUUUUCACAUGUUAUGUUUAUCGGGUUAAUUUUCCAUAUUCAGGCAGCUGAGAUUAAAAGUGAAUAUAUAUGUAUGAAGACAACCAGAAAAUCAAACUACAUCCGACUAAAUGAGGAAUUAAAAACGGUUACAUGGAGAUUUUGAUGAUCAAUAACUGAUACCUCCAUAAAGGCCAACAAUGCAUUCAUUCUCGUUUUUCUUUAAGUUGUGACGUUAAAAACAACAUCAAGGUUCUCUCUAAAUAUGUGUUUCAUUUUUAUUUAUCUGAGCGUUCAAACGGUAUGUUGAUAUGUUUCCGAGUUCUGACAAGUGGGGGGUGGUCUUUUCACAGUCCGGGACCCCUUCUUUCCGGUUAUUCCACAUUGUAAAUACAGCACGGAUGCCCUUUCUUGCAAUGUUGACGCAAAUUAAUGUGUGCAUCCAAGCCGUGUUUCAGAUCUACAUUUUUAUGAUUUCUUCCUUUGCCUAUGUUACACCUUUUCCCACCAAGCUAUAUGAAAUUUGACAAGAAAUCGAGCAGAAAACACUACCUCAUAAUGCUUUCAAAGUUAAUAAACAAUGCUUUUUAGUUCAUUUAAUACAUUUCAAAGAAACACUGCCCAUUAUGUUGUCGGUCUUGUCUUCAUUAUGUAAAAACGUUGUCUUUUAAAGCCUGACAUAAAACAGAGCUUCACAUUUGACCUCUCUCACAUUGUAUCGCUCGGUUUUAAGGCUCUCAUAAGAACCCCAUAUCAGCGGCGGGGGUCUCCAAUCCUCUGUCCCUCUCUCUGGGUUACUUGGCUCAACGGGUCGCCUCUCUUUUCCAAAUAAGGCUCACGUAACACUCCUGAAAACCAAGCGACGACACAAUGCCACCGCUCUUUUUUAAGCCCGUGCUUCUUUAUGACCUGACGCCAGCUGGGGCCUCGCAGGGGAAAGAGGAGGGGUCUGCUGCGCGGGGCGGUUACUAUACCGGAGGGUCUCGAGGAGCGUUCAUUUUCUCUGCCCCCAACUCCACAGAGCCGGAGUAGGAGGAACCGGACACCUCCGGGGGGUAAAAAUAGAUCUCAUCUGUCCAGGGGAGUGGUCUUUCACUCUGGGUCACUCACACCAAUCCUCUUUCCUUCUUACACAACGGGAUACACAGCAUUAGUGAAUCACCCAACCCCCGUGCACGCUGCCUCUGUGUGUCUGCACCCCCCCCCUCAGCUGUGUCUUUAAAACUAACUUUUAAUCACACCCCCAGUCUUUUUCGUUUGUUUUGAACGUGGUAUAACCUCUUGGCUGUUAAUGUGUGUCCAUGUUCUUGUCUUAACUUGCUCUGUUAUCGCUGCAUUUCACGAUCUAAAUAAAUAAAUAACCACA